GUGCCAGACCAAAAUGAAAUAGAAAGUGUCCCUAUCUGCAAAAAGAGUACCUUUUCAGGAAAGGUAACAUAAGACAACUGUCACAAAACUCAUUUUAGGCACAGUACCAAGUGAGUGGGAUAAACACUAGUGUUGUGUGAAUUUAGGAAUGGGAAAAAUCACUCUGACUUGGGAUGGCUGGGGAAAACUUCCUGGAGGAGUUGAGGCUUAUUUAAGAUCAUGUAGGAUGUAUGGUAAAUAUGGCUUCUCAUAUGUUAGAAAAAUGAGCAAAAUUGUGGAAUGGAAUGCAUUGUACAAAUAUGAUGGCCAAUGAGUAUACCAGAAUGACAGUCAACUUUGUGUAGGAGAGAAGAUGACAGGAAGGGAAUUGGGUCAGAUUGGGGAGGGUCGUUAGUGUUUUUCCCAAAACAUAUUCCUUAGAAAUACCCUGUUUCAGCAAGCACAGGCCAUAAAUAUUAGAGCUGGAAAAUCCUUUGUAGUUUUGUUGACACGAAGAGAGGACCUGCUGUACUGAUGAGCUCGUCUUUAUAUAUUACAUCCAUGGAUGCUAUUAACCUCAGUGUUUUCUGUAUAUUUCAGACAUUAGUCCCUUACCAUGGGGGAUUGGAAUUUAUUGGGUGGCAUCCUAGAGGAAGCUCACUCCCACUCAACCAUGAUGGGGAAAAUCUGGCUGACCAUCCUUUUCGUUUUCCGGAUGCUGAUACUAGGUGUAGCUGCUGAAGAUGUCUGGGAUGAUGAACAGUCAGCAUUUGCCUGCAACACCCAGCAGCCAGGUUGCAACACUGUCUGUUACGAUGAUGCUUUCCCUAUCUCUUUGGUCAGGUUCUGGGUUUUACAGAUCAUCUUUGUGUCUUCUCCCUCUCUGGUAUAUAUGGGCCAUGCACUUUAUAGCCUCAGGGCCUUUGAAAAAGAGACGAGGAGGAAAAAGUCACAGCUUACAGCCCAGAUGGAGAAUCCAGAGCUUGAAUUGGAGGAGCAGCAAAACAUAAAUAGAGAACUGAGGAAGUUGGAGGAGCAGAAGAAGAUCCAAAAAGUCCCUCUGAAAGGAUGUCUUCUGCGUACUUAUGUCUUACACAUCCUGACCAGAUCUGUGCUGGAAGUAGGGUUCAUGAUAGGCCAAUAUAUGCUCUAUGGGUUUCAAAUGCACCCCCUUUACAAAUGUACUCAACCUCCUUGCCCCAAUGCAGUGGAUUGCUUUGUGUCCAGGCCCACAGAGAAGACCAUUUUCAUGCUCUUUAUGCACAGCAUUGCAGCCGUCUCUUUGUUCCUCAACGUACUGGAAAUAUUUCAUCUGGGGGUCAGGAAAAUCAUGAGGGCACUUUAUGACAAAUCCGGCGGUGAGGGCAUUGAGGACGAAAGGGGACCUCCAUUUCAUUUGAAAAAAUAUUCAGCGGCCCAGCAGUGUAUGAAUUGCUCUCCCUUCCCUGAAGGAGUCUCUCUACUUCAAGCCAGCAAUCAACAGCAAGUCUUCCGAGUCAAUGUGCCAAAUUCUAAAACCACGUGGCAAAUCCCACAGCCCAGGCAACUUGAGGUAGACCCUUGCUGUAGUAAGAAAGACUGGGCUAAGGCGGAUCAGCACAGGGGACAGCUCCAUGUCCACAGCCCGUGUCCCUGGGAUGAUGGUGCUAGAAUUCAGCACUCGGCACAGCAACCAGACCGUUCUCCCUUUGGCUUGCAGACUACAACGCCCCAGUCCUGGCUAGAUACCACGAUGGCUCCUAGACAUUGUCCAUCACGUACAACAGGACCCUGGGAGCAGUCCCAGGACCUGCAACCCUCAGGGGAGGCUCUCACAGGUUUACACAGCCACUGCAGACACAGCGAUGGCAGCAUGAGAGAGAGCAGAGCCCAGACAGACAGAUCUUGCAUGGGCAGUCGCGAGGCCAGAUUGCUGUCUGAAAAGGGACAGCUGUACAGUGACUCAGUAAGCUCCAGUUCUCAAAAUAGCUCUUACCUGGACUUUCCGCACCGGGAAAACAGCCCCUCACUUCCGCCUUCAGCCACUGGGCACAGAACAUCAAUGAACAUGCUUCUAGAACUUUCAUCCAUUAUGAAAAAAUAAUGCAUCCUGGGACCAGAAAAAACAGACUCAGGAGCAGCUGGCAUCUGCGAGAUAGAAGUUGUAUGUUUGUCAGCUCAAACUGCAGGAGGAACUCUGAGAACCAUCCCCUCCAGAACCAUGAAUCAGGCAAUGUCUGUGUAUCGGGGGCUCCCAGCUGGGCUCCCUGACUGCUGGGCUCAGCCUCUCACUGCUCCGCUUGGCCAUGCUGCCUGAGGCCGAUCCAAUGCUCUCCACACACCAGGGAGGGCACUCUACCCCAUCAGAGAAAAUCUAGGGGCAAGAGCCGCCAUCCGAGGGGAGGAGAAGUGGAAUGUGCUACCAUCCCUACCAGUAGCUGACUCUGCAGCAGCAGCAGUUUGGACCCUUGAACGUGGUUCCAGAGCAGGCUGGGAGCUCUGCCUGCAGCCUGGGCUCAACACGCUUCCUGUCUGUACACCAGAGGCUGGAGGGAAGCUUUCUGUUUUCUUCCUCUCAUCAGCUCAUUUCUUGGGGAUGAAGCAGCUGGAUGUUCGUCCCUAGAUGCCAUUACAUAAAAUAUUGGUUACAGCACUGGCAAACACUCGCAUCACAUGACUUUAUCCUUCUGCUGGGAUCGUGGUCAGUAGUGAUGCCAUGACUGUGGGCCAGCAGGUGCUGGGGAAUCUCAUUCCCAACUUCCAGGGGAGUGACUGAAGCCAGCACCACUUCCUCACCCUCCCCACCCUCCCAGUGGUCCCGAGCCAUCCAGGAGAGGUGCAUCAAAACACUGAACACUUCUUAUAGAGCACAGAGGCAUGGAUGGCUGUGUGAUGUCCACUAACUAUCCAGUCGGUGAGGCUGGUUGGCUGGUCAUUACUGUCUGAGUUCUGAGAAUCAGGAAGGUGGACUCAAUUCCCAUGGAAGGAGCCACUUAGCCCUGUCCUCUGUCCCAUGGCCAGACUCUCCUAUCCCUGGCCACACACCUUGUAACAAAGGCUUCAAGUUAUUGGGAGAACCAGUUUGUUCCAAAGACACAAAGGUCUGCAUUAUCUAUAUCCUGCUGAGAUAAAAUCCAUACUCCUUAGCCUGGCACAUAAGGCCUUCGUGGGCUGACUCCUGCCUCAUGUUCAUUCCCUACCUCCUGUGCCCUAGCCGGGCUGCACUAUGAGUAAAGCAGAUUGCCUUCCCAUUGUGGGUGACCAGCAGCCAAUCUGUUGAGGGCCUGCAUAGAAUAAAAUGGUGGAAGAAGAGUGAAUUUGCUUUCUCCAUUUGAGAAGUGGAGUCUAAUUUCCAGCCCCUUCAAUCUGGGCUGGCUUUAGUGACUUGCUUGACCAUAGGAUUCAAGGACAGUGAUGUUCUAGGACUUCUAGGAUCUUGCAGUUUCUAUCCAGGCUCCUUCUUGGAGAUCUCUCUCUCUCUCUUCUCAACCCCAAGUUGCCAUGUAAGCAUUCCAGCUUACAGUUCCAGUUGAGCCCAGCCUUCCAGCCAUCCCUGCCAAGACACAAGACAUGUGAGUGAACCUAUCUUGAACCCUCCAGACCAGGCCAUCUACUAACUCAAUACCACUGAAUGCCCUCAAUCAGCAUCUCAUGGAAGAGAAGAAUUGCCGUCUGAGCCCUGCCCAAAUUCCUGAGCUCCCCAACUGUGAAAUAUUAUUAAUGGUUGAUGUUUUUAAGUCACUGUGUUUUAAGGUAAUAAUUUGUUACAAAGUUUUAGAUUACUGGAACAGUAAUGGUAAUGACAGAACAAAAUAAUGCAGAGUUUUAUUAAAAUUGUUACAUGAAAUAUGAGAAUGGAAGGCCAAAGGAGGACUUUUUUUUUUUUUAGAAAUUCAUCUCAAGUAGUCAUCACUUCACUACUCUUUUCAUUCUUUUUUUUUUUAAAUUAGUUUAUUUAUUUUUGGCAGCUUUGGGUCUUUGUUGCUGUGCACGGGCUUUCUCUAGUUGCAGCGAAGGGGCUACUCUUCGUUGAGGUAUGCAGCUUCUCAUUGCAGUGGCUUCUCUUGUUGCAGAGCAUGGGCUCUAGCAGUUGUGGCUCGUGGGCUUCAGCAGUUGUGGCUCCCAGGCUCUAGAGCGCAGGCUCAGUAGUUGUGGCACACGAGCUUAGUUGCUCCACGGCAUGUGGGAUCUUCCCGGACCAGGGCUCGAACCCGUGUCCCCUGCAUUGGCAGGCGGAUUCUUAAGCACUGAGCCACCGGGGAAGGCCUGGAGGACUUUAAUGUUUGAGGAACUUAAAUUAAUAAUCACUCCCAUUUAUAGAGUAUAGUAAUUAAAUUCCCUUCAAUAUUUUAAACUCCAUUUAUAAAUGUAAUGCAUUUGAUCUGUUUUUUAAACACUUCAUACUUGUAGGACAAACACAAAAUCCCUGACAAGUAAAACAUUCCUGAGUGUUACCGAGUCUAAGCUCGUACUGCUCACCAGACGACAGGCCAAUAAUUGAGAGAUGAGUUGUUGGGACAAGGAAUAACAACUUUAUUCGGAAAGCCAACAGACCGAGAAGAAGGUGGGCUCGUGCCCCAAAGAACCAUCUUGCCUGAGUUAGAAUUCAGGCUCCUUUUAUACUAGAAGGGGAGGCAGCAAAGUCAAACAUCUAGUUCCCAUCAGCCUCAGGAGGGAAUGUGUUAAUUUCUUCCUCUCUGCAGUCAUUCACAGGUGGGCCUGGUCAGGAUGUUUCCUGUGAUGGAAACAAAGGUAUUCUAGCUUAAUGCUCAUUACCUGGGAAGCAGGGUUCCCAGAGAUGGGCCAUUAUGUAUAAUUUAAGCUUAUAGGCAACAGCCCUUUAGUGAUUAACUUGUAAUAGAAUACAAAAGGUUCUUCCCUAUUACAUUAGUACCUAAACAUGUAGGAAUCCUCAAGUUUUCUCAAACAUUCUAAUACUUUUAACAACAUUGGUCAACUUCUCUUACUUUUCAACUUAAAAUCAGAGGCCUAUGAAUAUGGUGAACUUAUCUGCAUUUCAAAGUAAUAUAUCCACCUAGAACAGGAAAAAAAAAGAAAAAGAUCUAAUCCAGGGAAACUUGGAACACAGUACUUGGACUAUAUAUCUUUAGUUUAAAACAAAAAAGCAAAGAAACAAACAAAUUUUAAAAACCUGCAAACAAAUUGUAAUCUCCAUUUAGUAAGUUUGCUGUUUACAGUGGUAUGAAGGUAGCAAUUCUGAAAUUAUACUGUGUAUAUUGUAAAGCUGAGAAAUAUAUUGAUUAUUGUGGGAAACAGUUCUCACUAUGGGAAAAGGAUGAUACAAAUAUGGAAAGGAGGAAGACAAGGAGGGAUCCUGUGUUUUGGGGUUGGAUUAGAGAUAUCAGUAUGAACUUAUGAUUUGAAUAUGUAUGUCUAUAUACAUGCGUAUAUUAUAUAUAUUCAUAUUUACUUUCUCCUCUGAAAGGGCCUAGAAGAAGUGACACAGCAAUAACAAUGAGCAUUCAUACCAUACAGAUCUUGGUCUCUAAAUACUAUUCCUCAGUAAAAACUCUUUAGAAAUAUGGAUGAUCCAGGAGUGGGGCAAGAGGGAAAAAAGAUGAUCCUGAAAUACCUUGCUGUACCAGAAAGUAAAGAAGUGUUCACAGUAUGAUGGGGGAUAUGUGCAAGAGCAACUGCUUAUGGGUGAACCUGAAUAAUGGAACACUCUGAAAUUGUUUGCAAAAAAUUAUGAAUUGGUACAUUGUUCUGGGGGAAAAGUCCCUAGCUUUCAAUGGGCUAUUGAAAUUGGCCAUUGGGCAUUACCUUCCUUAUUGAUGAUUUAAUUCUAAAGAAAUGGCUCCCAGGUCCUUGAGGAAAAAUUCCUCAUUUGUGAAACUGGCAAGAAGCUUAUUUUAAAAGACUUACAUAUAUUUGAAAAGGAGAGUGAAAGGAAUUCUGAAAGAAAAGGGAGGGGUGGGACUUCCCUGGCGGUCCAGUGGUUAAGACUCCGCAUUUCCACUGCAGGAGGCAUGGGUUUGAUCCCUGGUCGGGGAACUAAGAUCCCACAAGCCGCCCCACAGCCCAAAAAAAAAAAAAAAAAAAAAAGCGAAAAGGAAGGGGUGAAUGCGGGGAAUUUCUUCCCUUAUUUUUCAACAGGGAGAAUAAGCCUCUUAAUUUGCAUUUGUUCCUACACAGUUUAUAAGUAGAUAGGGAAAUCAGAUAGUAUAUCAGUUUCUAAACAAAUAUAUUUAUUUUAUAAUUCACAUAAGUGAUUUAAUUAAGUAAAUUGCUCCCAGUUUUCUCAGUCACCUAAAUACCUGGAAGGAUUGACUAUUUAUUAAUUGCCUAUUAUAUGUGGGACAAAGUAAGUUGAGAUACAAAGAUGAAUAAGGCAGAUCCUGUGUUCCAGAGUUUUUAUUCACCCUGGGAGAUAGAUACAGAAUCAGAACUUUUAGAGAAAAACCAAGGCCUAGGAAGGUUAAGUCAUUUAACCCAGGUCACAGCGAGUUAAUGGAAAAAAGUGCAUCCUUAAUGACUCAGGUCUUUAGAUGCUGGUUCAGCACUCUCUGAACUUAACAUAAUACUUCUAAUGAUAUCCUAAUGAGGUGCCAGUAAUUUUUUUCUUAACUUUUUAAAAAAAUUAUUUAUUUUUUAUUUUUGGCUGCAUUGGGUCUUUGUUGUUGCUGCGCGCAGGCUUUCUCGUUGUGCUGAGUGGGGGCUACUCUCUGUUGCGGUGCAUGGGCUUCUCACUGCGGUGGCUUCUCUUGUUGCGGAGCACGGGCUCUAGGCAUGUGCGCUUCAGCAAUUGUGGCUGGCGGGCUCUAGAGUGCAGGCUCAGUCAUUGUGGCACACAGGCUUAGUUGCUCGGCGGCACGUGGGAUCUUCCCGGACCAGGGCUUGAACCCGUGUCCCGCAUUGGCAGGCGGAUUCUUAACCACUGCACCACCAGGGAAGUCCUGGUAGUUCUAUAUUUAGUUUUUCAAGGAACCGCCAUAUUGUUCUCCAUAGUGGCUGUAUCAAUUUACAUUCCCACCAACAGUGUAGUUUUAGUAAGGUUUGUAAUAGUUUCCUCUGAUGCUGUCUCCGGGCUGAUAAGGGUCUAAAGUGUUAUCUAGUGAUUAGCUUCUGUCUUUCCUGGUAGAGGUAGAAGAGGGGACACUUUUAUAAAUUAAUGGCAAAUAGGGGGAGGGCAGAGAGCUUUUGUAUAGGCAUACCUUGUUUUAUUGUGCUUCGCUUUAUUGUAUUUCACAGAUGCUGUGAUUUUUACAAAUUAAAGGUUUGUGGCAACCCUGCAUUGAACAAGUCUAUGAGCACCAUUUUUCCAACAGCAUUUGCUCACUUAGUGUCCCUGCGUCACAUUUUGGUAAUUUUCACAACAUUUCAAACUAUUUCAUUAUUACUAUAUUGUUACUAUAUUAUG
Messenger RNA from Globicephala melas (long-finned pilot whale), 7339 nucleotides. It is a transcript of the gene GJA10, whose product is annotated as gap junction protein alpha 10. The record is from RefSeq and is a predicted model, not a curated record. Gene Ontology annotation, biological process: cell-cell signaling. Lineage: Eukaryota; Metazoa; Chordata; Mammalia; Artiodactyla; Delphinidae. Gene Ontology annotation, cellular component: connexin complex. Gene Ontology annotation, molecular function: gap junction channel activity.